This is a messenger RNA of Myxozyma melibiosi, 1459 nucleotides long. RefSeq lists its product as uncharacterized. The record is from RefSeq and is a predicted model, not a curated record. The transcript is spliced from 2 exons. Lineage: Eukaryota; Fungi; Ascomycota; Lipomycetes; Lipomycetales; Lipomycetaceae. Bases 196 to 1242 code for a protein of 348 amino acids.
UUCGCUGAGAUGUGUGCCGAGCAGCAGUAGUGCGGAGUGGAGCAGUAUAGCGGUACUAUAAGCAAACACGAACACUCCUUCUCUGGCACCGAUACCAGCCAGAGACAGCAGCAAGGGGGGUGCAGGGCCUACGGACCGCCGUACCAGUUUAGUCAGUUUAGUCUCUGGUGACGUUGACAACGCGCGUCACAGGCGAUGGAAACACCCAACCCCCAACCCUGCCUGGCCCUGAUCUCCACCGGCCUCGUAUAUAAUACUACUCCGCUCGGCACCUCUCUUCCCUGCCCAUCCUCUACUUUUUCCACUCAUCGCCCUACAUCCUCCCUAGCCAUGGAAUACUCUGCAAGUCACUCCCGGAGACAGAUGCGCUCCGCGCGCUCCCUCCUCCCCGCCGUCUUCGUCUCCUGGAUCGUGCCCUUCCCCGCCGCAUGCGCGUCCGCCAUCCUCGCCCGCUCCGGCUACUUCACCGCCUUUGAGUUCGCCAGAGAAGUCUCCUACAGAACCUCGAUCGCGUUCUUCGCCCUGCAGCUCAUGUCCCUCGUCGGCGUGCUUGCCCUGAUACGCAUGACCGGCAACAAAAUGCGCUACUUCUACUGCCUCACUUUCGUCUUCAUCGUCCUGAUCUGCAGCCUCAGCCAAUACCGCGACUCUCUCGCCGUGCUUGCGUCAAACAUCUUCAGUCACUUCUCGUCCGUGCCUGACUCGGAAUCCUCCGAGCUCGCAAAGAAAAAAACCCUUGAGGCCGUCCACAAGUUCUGCUUCGUCGUCACCCCCUACGCUGUCGCCGAAUACGUCGCCACUCUCCUACCGCGCUCGAGUACCAGGACGUCGACGAGAAGUACGCGCUCAUCCCUGCCAGCCUCUCCAGCGACGACGAAGACGAAGAGAGCAUGGACGACGAGUAAGAGUAUUAGUUAUGGGUAUUUUGUGUCAUUGUAUUAUAGAGGCCUGGCCUCAUGUGUCGACUUGUUUUUUUAUUCUAAUUUGUUUGGGGAUACCAUUGUUUGUGCAAAAAGUGUUGUUUUGAUGCAGUUCAAGUUUCACAACUGGCGUUCUGAAUUGUAUUUUGGUUUUCUCUUUUAUUUUUCUUUUACAUAUGUCAUUUGUCUUGGUGCUCGACUUCAUUCCUAUACUCCAAUAAUGUCAUCUGUGAUCAUAUCUCUUACACUAUGCUACACCUUGGCUGCUCCUUGGUACUCGUCUGGGUCGGGUAUCCUGAACAUGUCCCUCGACGUCAGAUAAAUAAACAGGGGCCUACAGGGGCAAAGCACUCACUGCCUCUUCGUCUGUUCUCCUGCUCCAGCGACCUCGAGUUCAUCGAAACCACUCUACAUCUCCACCUCCUCCGCUCUCCUCCCAUUCCUCAGCCGUGGCCGUUUCGUCACAUGUCUGCCUUUACCGAUCAGCUGGACACCCUUCACUUUGCGCCCAAUUCACGCAAACCAGAUAAAAACCCGCC